UAAGGUAUUUACAGGAAAAUUUCAGCAUUACGCAUGGGUGUCGUUUAGAAACACAGCUUGUAACAAAUGUUUUCAUCAAUGUGAAGAAUCGGAAUUUUGUGACAUCUGAGCCACGAAAGUAUGCAAGUUAGUAAGGAAGCUGUUGAAUGUGCAUAAAUGGCGCGCCAUCGAAAUAUUCGGACCAUGAACUAUGACGAAGAUUUGUCGCUUUCUACCUUCCCCAACUCUGUUUAUAACAGAAAUUGAUGACUACUCAAGUGAUGAUUAUGGAACGUCUUUUGAAAACGGUUGUGUAACGCCAGAAACGGAAAGUUUGUACACGUAUUCACGUGAGAGACUCCAGUCGGUGUCGAAAAUCUGGGAACCACAUAAUCCUCCAGUCAAAGAAGAAGAUGAGGACGAAAUGGCUACACAUCCGCAUGAUGAUGAUGUGAUCGACACAAGUCAGGUGACCGAAGCUGAUCGUGAAAAGUUCUUCGACUGCUUAGACAAGAUGCGAUCUGUCGUUGGCGAUUCAGAACCUGAAAACGUUCUUUGUCAGGCAGCAAAAAGCCAGAAUUUUGAUCCUGAGAGGGCACUCGAUAUCAUUUUUAGUAGAAGGUCAGGGAGAGACAAGCCGGAUGUACCAGCUGCUAUUCACGGAGCUUUUAAAGCUGGCGUCGCUGAAGCAGUUUCCAAUCCCAAUAGUCAAAACAAUCAAUUUCAGAGCGAAUUUAACAUAGAUGCUCUUCUUGGCAGUGCCUCAGUAACGACACAGGGCAUGGAUAUCGACUCCUUAUUAAGUGGCAAAUUACCGUCUAUAGCGUUUCCUGCGCUUCCUGAUACAGUCACUGAUUUUUCUCAUAAUUCUGGGCCUUUGCAUGGGUCUCCGGGCAACUUAGCUGAUUCACUUGGAACGUUGAUGGACAGUAGCCUUACUUUGGACGACUUACUAGGCACAAGCAUAGAGCCUAGGAAAGGUCUAGAUCUCAAGCAGAUAUUGGCAGGAAAUACUUCUAAUCAGACAAAAGAACAAGCAGGACUAAAUCAGACAUUAGCAACACGGGAAUCAAAUAAUCCGAUGAUCGUUCCUAUUAGAACAUCGACAACUGAUAUAAACGAACUUUCACUGUCGGGGAAAGUGACCGAUGCACUUGAUGAACUACUUCAAGCGAGUGCGGAACAACAAAGCAUAGAACGGAACCGGCUGGCGCCCUCCCAAGAAACCUCAGAAAUGUCACGUGUGCUCUUAAAGUUACAGCGACGUAAUGAAGGAGCACUAGGCACCACGAUAAGAUGGUACAAGGGAUUGUAUCUUAGACAAAAGGAAACAUUUGCUUUCGAAGAGCCAUCACCCGAUGAUCUAGUUAAAAAUACAGUACAGCGAAAUGGGGAGACAUUUUGCGGAGUGAAGAAACUCUUUUUUCCAGAAACUAAACCUUUAAAGCAACAUCGCGCUCCGUUAAUUAGUGUUCCUCCAGUUGAGGUUCCUAUGCGUGUGACAUUCAGCGGCAAAAAUUUCAAAGAGUUAUCGUCAAAGGCCUCAAAAUUUCAACCAGGUAAGGAAGCAGCUCGAGAACUUAACGAACUUAAAAUAGAACAAGAGAUAAACAAUGCGCCCAAGAAGCUCCCACCAGAUACGCCAAAAGUCACAUCUUCUCCGAAGCCUGCAAGACAUUUAAAGGUGGACACGAAGAUAAUUCAAGAGCAGUAUGACAAGGAACGAAGUGCCAGAAAACCACUUUUGAAUCUUGUUGUUAUCGGGCAUGUAGACGCUGGAAAGAGUACGUUAAUGGGCCAUCUUCUUUAUCUCACUGGAAAUGUCAGCAAGAAAACUAUGGACAAAUACGAGCACGAAUCUAAGAAGUUUGGUAAGGCAUCAUUUGCAUUUGCCUGGGUUCUGGACGAGACGCCUGAGGAGAGAAGCCGCGGAAUCACGAUGGACAUCGCUCAUGCUAGACUGGAGACUGGGCAUAGGAUCGUCAAUAUUCUGGAUGCACCAGGACACAAGGAAUUCAUUCCGAACAUGAUUACAGGUGCCGCGCAGGCGGAUGCAGGAAUCCUUGUUGUAAACGCCACCCGUGGCGAGUUUGAGACUGGAUUUGAAUCUGGAGGUCAGACGAGAGAGCACACAAUGCUGAUCAGAUCUUUAGGUGUAUCUCAACUGGCGGUUGUAGUGAACAAGUUGGAAACUUGUGCCUGGUCAGAGAAUCGCUUCAACGAGAUUGCUUCAGCUCUCAGGCCCUUUUUUAAGCAAACGGGUUUUGGAGAACAGAGCGUCUCAUAUGUGCCCUGUAGCGGGCUGACUGGAGAUAAUCUGCACGAGCGAAGUAAAAAUUCUCUUCUGACUGCAUGGUAUAAAGGUCCUUGUCUUCUUGAAGUCAUCGAUCAUAUGAGGCCACCAGCCCGUGCUGUAACGCGACCACUUCGCAUGUGCGUCACUGAUGUUUUUAAAGGGGUUCAGUCCGGAGUGUGUGUUGCUGGAAGAAUCGAAAGUGGAUCUGUUGCGCAAGGGGAUAAGCUUAGUGUCAUGCCGGCUCAAGAAAAUUGCAUUGUAAAAGCUCUUGCCAUUGAUGAGCUGUCUCAACAAAGAGUCUUUGCAGGUGAUAAUGUAGUCGUAACGUUAGAUAAAUGUGACCCUGCAAACAUUGUUUCCGGCUCCGUUCUUUGCGAUCUAAGUAAUCUUAUUCGGGUGGUCACCAAAUUCGAAGCUAAGGUGGUGAUUUUUAACGUGGACGUUCCUAUUAUCAAGGGCUUUCCCGUUAUUCUUCACUUCCAGGCUACGAGUGAACAGGCGCAUUUCGGAAGGCUUAUUAAAGAACUUAACAGAGGCACCGGCGAAGUCAUCCGUGAAAAACCCAGGUACUUGGGAAAAAACAGCACUGGCGUUGUAAUAAUCAAAGUGGCGCGUCCAGUCUGCCUAGAGUUAUAUCAAGAUUCAAAGGAGCUCGGCAGAAUAACUCUGCGUCAAAGAGGCCAGACGAUAGCCGCUGGAAUUGUUACGGCGUUGUUAUGAUUGCUUUUACUUGAAAUUUAUUAGAUAAUUUGUUAAGUAUGAGCAUGGCAACUAACAAUGAGAGUAAACUGAGUAGAAAUUCAUAUGCUCAAUGAUGUUUAAUAAAAAUGGGGCUGAAGGGCUCUUUAUAUGAAUCAGAGGUUCUUGGAACUCCUUUGUAUGCUCGAGACUUACUGCUGGCUAUUAGAUAAACGUGCAUAUUAAACACUUUGUGUCAAGUGGCCAUGGGAUAUCUAUGAAGAAUUCAAUUGACGUCAUACAGCACCGCAAUGAAGUGCCAUUUUUGCACAAAGUUAAUAGUUGCUGAAAGUUAAUAGAAAGCAAACCAUUUUCUCAACCGUCAGUUAACACGCGCUCCAUAAUUUCGCGAAACUGCAACUUGUUCAAGACCUAUUGGUAAUCUAAUGUUUAUGAUCAUUUUCUCCAUUUUUAUGAGCUGGUAAGAAAAAGCCUUGUUUCAUGCAUAACUGUGACUUUCCAAAGUUUCUUCUUUGAAAAGGCAUAUUCACGCAAUAAGCCUAUUGGUUACUGUUAAUAAACGGUUUUUUAAAUCGUUUUUAAAAAAUGCAGCAUAACUAGCUCUCUAUCGCUGAGUGUCGCUCUUUGUCAUUUCAACGGUUAGUUUCGAAUAUUUAUCAAAUCAUUGCUUGAGAGAGAACGCCGCUGCAUUUUGUCGUGAUUUUUCUAGAACUAACCAGAAAUCUAGCUAAAUUUAAAGUAUCAAAAGCACUUUACAUAUGGAUGGCUCCGCAAUUCUUUCAAACAGUAUUGACUUAAAACUACGCGCCAUUACCUAGGUGGUAUUGGAUUCAAGGCGGGGAUUGACUCAGGGCAAGUGACGGUUACUCCCAUGUGCGUAUGCGGUGCCUGGUCACCGCUGCAAUCACAGUGUCAAUGCGCGAAAAGGCGGCGCUGCUAUUGUGUUCGCUGUGAAAACGGUUUUGCUAAGCUCGUCAAUGCCUGCACGGAUGCGCGUCCUUAAAACACCCGCAGCAAAAUAUGACAGUGAUAAAGCUGACAAAAGUUUAGAAGAUGCAGCUGCUGUUAUCAUAAACCACCUCUUGAUAGAUAGGAAAAUGUUCUUGGGCUACUACCGUGUGUUUUUCUAAGACAAUGUUUAGAUUUGCCAAACGUAUUGGAAAUGCAUGCUUCACCUAUAAACGCGACGGCACUUCUGCAAAAAUAUUAGUGCAAUGUCAAGAUUUAUCUACAUUAUUCCGUCAUCGAUUAAUAUCGCAGUGAGUUGCCGGACUGAAAAUUGGCUGGCCUUAUGGAAGGCGACUAAAGAAGUUAUGGAUUGCUGCACGUACAAUAGAAUUCAAAACGGAAGUGUCCUUUUGAAACAUGUCUCUAGAUCAGUGGCCCAAUGCUAUUAUGUGUGAGUGAUUGUUAUACCGUUUGAAAGACAAAGACACUUUUGCUUGGCAGGAAAUACGAUACGUUCUCUCUAGUUGGCGUGUUUUUUUCACCACGCAGAGUGCUGUAUAUUAGACCCUUCUAACUGGGACGCUGCUUAUAACUUAUAUAUUCACAGAAAGUGAUUUAAGAAAAAGAUAUAGCUUGACCCUGAGGGAAAAAAGAUAAAAAAAGCAUUC
This is a messenger RNA of Varroa destructor (honeybee mite), 4590 nucleotides long. RefSeq names its product translation elongation factor EF-1alpha (GTPase) HBS1 (gene HBS1). Lineage: Eukaryota; Metazoa; Arthropoda; Arachnida; Mesostigmata; Varroidae. Gene Ontology annotation, molecular function: GTP binding; GTPase activity. The record is from RefSeq and is a predicted model, not a curated record.